Exophiala viscosa is the source of this 1070-nucleotide messenger RNA. RefSeq lists its product as uncharacterized. Lineage: Eukaryota; Fungi; Ascomycota; Eurotiomycetes; Chaetothyriales; Herpotrichiellaceae. The record is from RefSeq and is a predicted model, not a curated record. The transcript is spliced from 2 exons. Bases 167 to 943 code for a protein of 258 amino acids.
GGCAGUUCGAUCUUCACAUGCCAGCCACCGAAAGCAGCUGUUCAACCUGCAUGCCCUGAGCAUUCUGCUGGCUGCAAAAGCCAAUGGCGGCUGCCAUGUACCAUGUCUGAUGGAGGUCUUCAAAGCCUAGGAACUUUGUUCCCCUAGUCUCAAGCCACGAGACCUGAUGGGACAGGAGGGCGACCCGAAGGACAUGCUCAAGCAUUUUGUGGACUUGGGAUGGCAUCAUAAUGCACUCCGAGUAUCUGCUUCGGCCGCUGCCCAGCGCGCCAUCGUGUGGUUCGAACACAAGCUUCGGCUGAUCCAACGUCGCAUGUCGCUCACCGGCACGCCCAUGAGUAACAACCACGAAGCUCUGUACCAAGUUUUCGAGUGGUUCGUCCCAGGAUCCCUACCAGAUCCGGAUACAAUGCGGCAGCGGUUCCCUUUCCAAGACGGCUCGAGCCCGACAGCACCCCGGCAUAAGGAGAGAGCCAACGGCAACCAAGAGACACUCCCCACCAUACUGACGUCAACGAUGGUAUCGUCGAGUCUGGGACGCAAGUUCGCUCCAGUCCAAUUCACGGACAACCAGCUGCUCGGCGUAAGAGAAACAACCCGAGACGAAGACCAUCGAGCAGUGCGAGUGCAUUGUCAUAACAAACUGGAACUUUGUGUUGCUAUCAGAAGUGGACUGGAAACAGCUAGAAAGGUUCUAGAUGAGCAUGACUCGCCACUCAUUGCCGAAGAGCUUGGGGAACAUAAUGACGCGGUCACCAAACUUGUCAAUGAAGAAAACCUCUUGUGUCGAGAAUUGCCACGUUUGGUGACGAUGACCCUGGCAGCCGCGCACCAACUACUUUCCGAGGCAUAUGGCUCGGCGCUCGCGACCCUCCUCAAACAGAUGAUACCUGCAGGACGACCCGAGCCUUUUGAGAAGUCAGGCGCCAAAUAUCUCCAGUGAUUACGGAACGGCUCUUUUGUCAACAUGUGCCCACAACAUCAACCACAAUGCAUAUCGACUUUUCUCGUGGUGCGGUGAACGAUGUGACAAAUUCUUUACUUGUCCCAAGUUCGUCAAUCCGACUUUG